AUGUCCACCACCAUCUUGCCGGAAAAGAUGGGCGGCGUUGAUCUUGUUCCGGUUGAGGUAGGGGCAUGCGGUACAGUGGGAAGCCUCGUAAUGAAGGAGAUAGAGUAUUUCAGAAGGCUCGAGUCUGAAUUACGUGGAGGUGAUGAUGAUGGAAGUUCGGUAAAAAACUCUAGAAAACCUGACAAGCAUUGUGGUGAUGGUGGUGGUUCUAACUUUUGGCAUAGUUUCGGUUUCUUGACCAUCAUAUGGCGGAGGGGGAAGAGCAAAGGUGGCGGUAGUGGUAGGUUUUUGCCUAGAAUGUGCACCAUGGUGCACGUCGCUGUUAGCCGCCUCCACAGCCGCCAAAAGCUAAGCAAGAUUCCGAGCUUCAGUUACCAAAAUCUUAAAGACGAAGUUAACUGA
Helianthus annuus (common sunflower) is the source of this 402-nucleotide messenger RNA. RefSeq lists its product as uncharacterized. Lineage: Eukaryota; Viridiplantae; Streptophyta; Magnoliopsida; Asterales; Asteraceae. Bases 1 to 402 code for a protein of 133 amino acids. The transcript has a single exon. The record is from RefSeq and is a predicted model, not a curated record.